AUGACGUACCAAGCCAAAUUAUCCAACGAAGGUUACAUCUACAAUAAAAAAGAUGGCUUAGUUGGUGGUCUGCAAACCUACGGUGUUAUUGAACCUGAGAUCAAGAUUCAUCAACCAGAACUUGGAUAUGUCUGGGAUGCCAUUGUUAUCGGCGCUGGGUAUGCCGGCUUGAUUGCUGCCCGUGACCUUGUCAAGGCUGGCAAGAAGACGCUCCUUCUUGAGGCACGCGACCGUGUUGGUGGCCGGACAUGGAGUGCUGAGGUUGAUGGGACGACUUAUGAUAUGGGAGGAACCUGGGUCUCGCACGUCCAUGGCCGCCUUUUUGCAGAGAUGCAGCGGUAUGGCCUUCAGGACCAAGUGACAAUGACGCGCACUGAGAACGGUGGUUGCUCUUACUUCACUCUCGAUACUGGAUCAGGAUCGCGAAAGUUUUCCCUCCAGGAAGCCGGAGAGAUGAGCGCCCGAGCCUGGAAGAUCUUCAUCAACAUUGACGGCAAUGAUUGCCGCGAUAUCUGCCCUCUUCCAUAUUCGUCCCUUGGAAAUUCUCGUGUCUCUUUUGAGCAGGUCCAGGCCGUUGACCAACUCUCCUGCCGUGACCGCAUCGAACAGAUCAGACACCUACUUACCCCCGACGAGCUUGCCCUUAUUGAGUCGUUGGUCCCCCACUGCGGCGGAGGAUCAGUUGAGGAUAUGGGAUUUUUGGAAAUGGUUCGCGCUCAGGCUCUUCAAGGAUACAAUCCGGAAACAUUCGAAGAGAUAUGGACCCUCUACAAAAUUCGCGGAGGACAGUCUACCCUUGCACGUCGUAUUUUCGAUGACGCAGUGCGUCUUGGCCUUCAGUAUUCAUUCAAGACCCCCAUCAAAGCUAUCACCGACAGAGGUGGCAUUGUCCUCCUUACUCCAGCCACUAGCAAUACUCACAAUAGGGUCUAUCGCACGCGGCGCGUCAUCAACACUAUCCCUGUGGCCGUCCUCCCUACCAUAGAAUUUGACCCUCCCCUUUCUCCUCUUCGCCAGGAGGCCCUCAGAAUCAACCAGCUCGAUUACCUCACCAAAAUUCACGCCGAGGUUGAAGGUGAUCUACGCGGCCUUAGGGGAUGUACAUGGCCUGGCGACUUCCUCUAUGUAUACGGCGACGGGUUCUGUGCUGGUGGCAAAUCUACCCGCAUUACCUCCUUUGCCGGCGAUAACAGAGGCAUCCUGGACCCAUUGAAAGAGCCGGAAAGACUGGGAGCCGCCUUGAAACGUUUCCAUCCUAUGGAGAUCAGAAAAGUCGUAUUCCAUGACUGGGUCUCCGAUCCUUACGCCAAGGCCGGCGCCGCUUGGUAUCCCGCAGGCUUCCUCACUAAGUAUCUCGCCGAACUUCAAUCCCGCCAUGGAAAUGUGUUGAUGGCAAACUCUGACUGGGCAUCGGGGUGGAGAGGAUUUAUCGAAGGCGCCAUGGAGCAAGGGGCUUCGGCAGCGGACACCGUGCUCAACGAGAUUGGUGUUCUCGGGGCGAACCCUGGUCUCAAGUCGGCGCCUAGAAUCUAG
This is a messenger RNA of Penicillium brevicompactum, 1533 nucleotides long. Its product is annotated as flavin monoamine oxidase family protein. Gene Ontology annotation, molecular function: oxidoreductase activity. The transcript has 2 exons. NCBI's taxonomy places the organism in Eukaryota, Fungi, Ascomycota, Eurotiomycetes, Eurotiales, Aspergillaceae. Bases 1 to 1533 code for a protein of 510 amino acids. The record is from RefSeq and is a predicted model, not a curated record.